AUGACCGACCUCGACCACGGAGAAUUCCUCACAGAGCAACCUCCAAUCCCCGAGGAAGAAUUCGUCGUCUUCGGCACCGUCCACGCCUACCCUGAACACGCAGAUGCUCUCGAAGCAGUUUACGCCGAAACAACAAGACUCGCCGAAUUUGAACCCGGCACGAUAUAUUACUGCCUUGCCAGAGAUGUCAAUGAUCCCAAUAUCUUCCAUUUCUAUGAGCGGUAUACGGGGAAGAAAGCCUUUGAUGAUCAUAAUUCCCAGCCGAUUAUUCAGAAGUUGGUGAAGGAUAAAUUAAUGAAAGGUGUUAAGGCGAAGUUUAUGAAAGCUAUUGCUCCGGCGUCUGUUUGA
This is a messenger RNA of Penicillium cinerascens, 348 nucleotides long. RefSeq names its product putative quinol monooxygenase. The record is from RefSeq and is a predicted model, not a curated record. Gene Ontology annotation, molecular function: catalytic activity. The transcript has a single exon. Bases 1 to 348 code for a protein of 115 amino acids. NCBI's taxonomy places the organism in Eukaryota, Fungi, Ascomycota, Eurotiomycetes, Eurotiales, Aspergillaceae.